ACCAGCGCACGUCUCGAGGACGCCGCGCGCACUCGGAAAACUUCACCGGCGUCUCCAACAUGUGAACGGGACGGAACGACCUAUAAUGUCCGCGCUGAAGAAGGUGUUACCCAGCAUCCUGCAGAAACAUUGCUGUAUCCUACCAGAGAGGAACACAGGUGUGAAGAAGUGGCUGAGGGGCCUGAGGAGCAGAGAGGUUUAUUCAGAGUCCCAGUGCACUCUGUGUGGGGAUACUGAAGAGCAGCCAUAUUCAUGGUCACCUGUAGAGUUCUUCGAUGAAGACAGCUACCUCUCUCCUCCCAGGAACAUGAAAGGCCUAUCAGCUGGUCGCCUGCAGCUGUCCAUCACACCCGGACACGGCUGCGUCCUGACCGACUGUGACCACUCGCUCGACCAUCUGCAGCAUGGGCUGCCGGACCCACGUGCCGCCUACCUUCUCAGUCCCACGGAGAGCUGCCCCGUGGAACACCACCGCUGCUCCCCGCGGAGCUCCAUCCACUCCGAGUGCACGGGGAUGCCCGUCUCCGUGACCUCCGACCCCGUGUCCAGUAGCACCUUCCCGAGGAUGCACUACAGCUCCCACCACGAGGGUGGGCGGGAGGACGGCUCCGCCCCCCACGGCGGGGGAGGUGGAGGUGGUGGAGGAGCAGGGGGUGGAGCAGGAGGGGGUGGAGCAGGAGGGGGUGGAGGGGGACCUGCAACCGGCUCCGGGAAGAUGAACCGCAUACCGGCCAACCUCCUGGAUCAGUUUGAGAAGCAGCUCCCCAUGCACCGGGACGGCUUCCACACGCUACAGUACCAGCGCGCCUCGGCCACCAUGGCAACGGGUGGCGAGCAGAGGAGCGAGAGCCCUGGACGCAUCCGGCACUUGGUGCACUCUGUGCAGAAACUCUUCACUAAGUCCCAUUCCCUGGAGGGCUCGUCCAAGAUGAACGGCACCAAGGGCGACUCCCGCUCGGACGGCGGGCACCACCACCACGGCGGGCACCACCACCACGGCGGGCAUCACAAACACAGUAAGAGAAACAAGAGUAAAGAACGCAAGGCGGACUCCAGGUACCGGUCAGGGAUCACCACGGGCUGGUGGAGCUCUGACGACAACCUGGACAGCGACAGUACCUACCGCACUCCCAGCAUCAUGAGCCACCACCACGUGGAUCACGUCGGCCACUGCUACCCAGACUCUUUCCCUGGACAUUUCGGCGACCUCUCGCUCAAGAUCUCAAAGAGCAACAACGACGUGAAGUGCUCGGCCUGUGAGAGCGUUGCACCAGAAGGGAAGUUCAUGAAACGCAGCUCCUGGUCCACGCUGACUGUUAGCCAGGCCAAGGAGGCUUAUCGCAAGUCUUCACUCAACCUGGAGAAACCUGGGCUGCAUCCUGACCUGAAGUCCUCCAUGAGGCCCUGUCAUUACCUGCAGGUUCCUCAGGAUGAGUGGGGCAGCUACCCCUGCGGGAAGGACGAGGAGAUCCCGUGCAGGCGCAUGCGUAGCAGCAGCUAUGUGAAGGCCAUGGGCGACGAGGAGAGUGGAGACUCGGAUGGCAGCCCCAAGGACUCACCACAGAAGAGCAUGCAGCCCCCGGGCCUCAUCAAAUCAGUGCUGCACAGGCAACUGUCCGACCAGAGCUCAUACCGUUUGGAUAAGUCAAGCAGUGAUGUGGUUAAGUACCUCACCAAUUUUGCUGCAGACCUAAAUCAGAGCUACCAUCUGCAGGCAUCGAGGGACAUCCAUCCCAGCAUCACGCUGGACCCCUCUCCCAACUACAACUCACCUAAGUUCCGCUCCCGGAACCAGAGCUACAUGAGAGCAGUCAGCACCCUGAGCCAGGCCAGCUGUGUCAGCCAGGUGAGCGAGGCGGAGCUCAACGGCCAGUUCGAGUCCGUGUGCGAGUCCGUGUUCAGCGAGGUGGAGUCUCAGGCCAUGGAGGCGCUGGAUCUGCCCGGCUGCUUCCGGACCCGCAGCCACAGUUACCUGAGGGCCAUCCAGGCUGGCUACUCCCAGGACGACGACUGCGUUCCCUCCAUGACCUCAUCCGCCGUCAGGUCCGCCGCUGGAAUCCAGUUCCGCCUUCCAUCAUCCAGCAGUGAGGACAGGUGCCCCCCGCAGCUCCCAGCAGUGACCUACACUCCCAGUACUCCCACCUAUAAGCGAACACCUCCGCCCGUGCCCCCCCGCGCCACCUCCAAGCCUCUCAUCUCCAUCACGGCGCAGAGCAGCACCGAAUCCACGCAGGACGCAUACCACGAGGGCCACCUGGCCCGAGGAGGCAUGUGGGGGUCCGAGGGCCUGGGUCUCCACGUGGGCCGAGCCAUCUACAACUCCACCGACAGCCUGGACAGUGCAAAGGCUGUCACCAUCGCUAUGGAGGCAGCAGCCAUGGCGAUGGCAGGAAAGAGGCACCCCUCCACGGAUAGCCACAGCUCAGUGCUGACUUGCGACAAGGCAGUCCUGGUGUCCAAAGCAGAAGAGUACCUGAAAACACCCAGGUCCUCUGUAGGAAUACAGGUGGAGGCAGCCACGGACUCGGAGUCGGAGAGCAAAGGAUCGCGGGAGUAUCACUCCGUAGGAGUGCAAGUGGAGGACGACAAGCGCCUGGGCAGGUUCAAACGCUCCAACAGCGUGACGACAGCCGUGCAGGCUGACCUGGAGCCCGAGGUGUUCCCAGCCACAGAGGACAAGGGCCUGCAGUUCGGCGGCGCUUUCCACCACCAACUCCACCACCAACUCCACCACCAACUCCACCAGCAGCGCCACAGCGAGCCCAGCACACCCACCCAGUACGGCGCCGUGCGCACCGUGCGCACGCAGGGGCUCUUCAGCUACCGCGAGGACUACCGCUCUGCCAACGAGCUGCCCAGCCCUCAGCGUGCCACCCCCGAGCCGUGGGCGGAGCCUCCGGACGGCGCCGCCCGCGAGCCCGCCCCCGCCGUGGCCGUCACGGUGACCCCGCCCCAGGGAUCCGAGCCGGGCAGGGCGUCGCCGUCCGCACGCAGGGACGGGAGCUGCUUCAUGCAGCUCUUGCAUGGCCAGAGCAAGAGGAUGGAAGGGUGGUGCAAGGAGAUGGAGCAGGAGGCAGAGGAGAAUGACCUGAUGGAGGAGAUCCUAGGUAAAAUACGGAGUGCAGUGGGCAGUGCUCAACUCCUCAUGUCCCAGAAAUUCCAGCAGUUUUACUGGCUGUGUCAGCAAAACCUGGAUCCAAGUGCCAUGCCACGGCCCACCUCUCAGGACCUGGCUGGGUUCUGGGACUUGCUGCAACUCUCCAUCGACGACGUCACCUCAAAGUUUGAUGAACUGCAGAAGAUCAAGAGUAACAAUUGGAGGCUCCUCGACAGCCCCGUGAAGAAGCUCCCGCCUCCUGUGCCAAGGAAGACUCUCCGUAAAAGUGUGACACAGGAAAAGUCUCUAGACCUGCCUGACCGUCACAGGCAGGAAGCUCGGAGGCGUCUCCUGGCCGCCAAGCGGGCGGCUUCCUUCCGGCAGAACUCGGCCACGGAGCGGGCGGACAGCAUCGAGAUCUACAUCCCUGAGGCACAGACGAGACUGUGACAGAGCCCAGGACCCGGGAAACCAGCUCCACCAUCGCUGUCUCCAUCCUAGCCCCUCCACCUUCAGCCAGCGAACGCCCUGCAAAGCCAAAACCGGACGGCGCUCUGGGGGUCAUCGCGUGCCCCUUGGCUGACAGAGCCAACCAACAUCUCCUUCUGUCUGAAAUGUCUCGAAGACCAAGGAAGUGCCGCUCGUGAGGCUGGAAUAACAACAUAAUAAAGUUAUGACAGGUCUAAACAGCAACCAAAAUAAAUUGAGGUCGUUCAUGUGAACAUAAAUCUCCCGAAAGCAAGUUCGAGAUUGACAUGUUGAAGUAUUAGUACCCCAACAAAUUUUAUACUGUUGUUGUAGAGAAACUAAAUAAGUUGUCUAGUAAACCAAGACGUACGCUGACAAGCUUACAUCUUGAAAACUUUAUCAACCUAGCCUUACAAUUUAUCACUAAAAUGGUGUUAUUUAGUACGUUAUAUAAGUAGUGUAAACAGAAUUUGCCUAUACUGCUCACCAGAGGCAAGUGUGUGGUGGCUAAUCAGAGAAGCGGCUUGAGGCCUCGGUGCUUUUUUAGAUUUUCCACAUCAUCAAAGUGCUAUUACCAACACUGGGACCUGAAACCAGCAUCAGGUAACACGAGGGGUUCAACUUCUUUCUUUGUUUUGUUUCUGAAAGGAUGGAGGUCUAAAAAAUAAUUAAUUGCUUUUUUAUGUUUGGAAGUUUCAUGUUUCCACUCACCGCCCCCCCCACCCCCAUAUCUCUCUCUCUCUCUCAUUUUUUCUCUCUUUCCCUUUCUCUGAGUUCGUGUAAAGUGCCAAUGUUACAAUACCUCAGACGUGUAUGUUGGACUGCAUCUACAGGUCAAAGGGCAACGUCCAGUUAUGAGUCAUUACAUGAAUAUUUGUAGGUAACUGAAGAACAAGGGAGCCCUUAUUCCCAGAAAGUCAAACGUGCCGCUCUAAAGGUGAAGACAUCGAGAAUUACUAGUCAGAGCUUAUCAUCUUACUACAAGAAAUCAAAUAUACAUUGAACAACAACAUUACACCUGCACCAUGUAAUAUGGCUUGUGCCAAUUUUCUUAUUUACGCUUUCAUAAUCCAUUCCAUUGAACUGGUUUAUAUCUCAUUUUAUGGUAGAUAUUUGGGGAUGGAUUUGCUUAGAUCUUUAAAAUCAAUCAAAAUGUAAAAAAGGUUA
Electrophorus electricus (electric eel) is the source of this 4732-nucleotide messenger RNA. It is a transcript of the gene dlgap2a, whose product is annotated as discs, large (Drosophila) homolog-associated protein 2a. Gene Ontology annotation, molecular function: molecular adaptor activity. The record is from RefSeq and is a predicted model, not a curated record. Gene Ontology annotation, cellular component: glutamatergic synapse; postsynaptic specialization. Gene Ontology annotation, biological process: signaling. NCBI's taxonomy places the organism in Eukaryota, Metazoa, Chordata, Actinopteri, Gymnotiformes, Gymnotidae.